Molecule: messenger RNA, 3194 nt
Organism: Helicoverpa armigera (cotton bollworm)
Lineage: Eukaryota; Metazoa; Arthropoda; Insecta; Lepidoptera; Noctuidae
Product: probable cytochrome P450 304a1
Exons: 9
Coding region: 130-1662 (510 amino acids)
Biological process (GO): xenobiotic metabolic process
Cellular component (GO): cytoplasm; intracellular membrane-bounded organelle
Molecular function (GO): heme binding; oxidoreductase activity, acting on paired donors, with incorporation or reduction of molecular oxygen, reduced flavin or flavoprotein as one donor, and incorporation of one atom of oxygen; iron ion binding
Source: RefSeq, a predicted model, not a curated record
CUCGGGAUGUUGGUGUUUUUAUGCAGUGUGUGAUCGGAGCCCUCAGUUGACACAGGCUUUGUAAUUAAGUGCCAUCAGUAAUUUAAAAAAAGAUAUUUUUUAUUUUUAUUUUCUCGUGAAGUGGCCACGAUGAUUGCUGCAAUAGUUCUCACAGCUGUUAUAGCUUUCUUAAUUGUUCAUACUUAUAAGAAUGCGUACCAAAGGCCGCCCAAUUUUCCUCCAGGUCCCCCAAGUUUGCCAAUAUACGGAGCUUUCUGGAUCGUCCUAGCUCACGACUACAAUGACUUAGCAUCAGCGUUCCGUAAGCUUGGAGAGAAAUACAAGACGAAGAUAUUAGGCCUGUUCAUGGGACCAGUUCCUACGAUAGUGCUGAACGAUCCUCACCUGAUCAAGGAAAUGCUGAACCGUGAGGAGUUUGACGGCAGAAUGGACAUUAUUCUGUUCAGAUUGAGAUCUUUUUGGAAGAAACUUGGCAUAUUCUUCACUGAUGGCUACUUCUGGCACGUGCAGCGAAGAUUCUCUCUGCGCUACCUCAGAGACUACGGCUUCGGCAGACGAGACGAUACCCUGGAGUCAGUUGUGGCCGGAGAAGUUAAGGAAAUGCUGGACCUGAGACUUAGUGGACCUAAAUACCCUGCUGAACAUGAAAUCGUCAAGGGUGACUUAGUGCAAAUGCCAUACUUCUUCUCCGUUCCCUUCAUCAAUGGAAUGGUCCAAGUCUUAUCUAGAAGCACCCUGCCAAGGUCGGAGUACCAUGCCCUUUGGGCCCUUUCGAAAGGCACCGUGAUGUUCCAAAGAAGUUCCAAUGAUAUGGGAGGAGCCUUGUCCCUUACACCUUGGCUCAAAGAUGUGCUGCCCAACUUCAGUGGGUACAACUCUCUGGUGAAGGGCAAUCAGUUUCUGCUGGAUUUCUACUCGAAACUAGUGAACGAUACGAUGGAUACGCACGACGAGACGUAUGACCGCCACUUCUUGGACAUGUACCUCACCAGGAUGAAGGAAGAAAUGAGACAGAAGGGACGCAGCACUUAUUCAGUGGACCAGUUGCUACUGACGUGCACAGACUACACAUUCCCCGCGGCGUCUGCCGUACAGUUUGUCCUGGCAAUGCUGGUGGAAAGACUACUGUUGCAGCCGGAGAUUCAGGACAAAAUACAUGAAGAAAUAGACCGCGUGGUUGGCAGGGAUCGGCUGCCUAACCUUGAUGAUAGAAGAAAUAUGCCGUAUCUGGAGGCGUGCAUCCGCGAGACUAUGCGGUACGACACCACGGUACCGCUAGGGGUGCCACACCGAGCUAUGAAGGACACCACGUUAGGAGGAUACAAUGUACCAGAGGGCACCAUGAUGAGUUUCAACCUGACUAUGUUGCACAUGGACAAGGAAAUUUGGGGCGACCCAGAAAACUUCCGCCCUGAGCGCUUCAUCAAGGAUGGCCAGUUGGACGUCGCCAGUGACAAAUCAUUGCCAUUUGGAGCAGGCCGAAGACUAUGUGCAGGGGAGACCUAUGCACGUCAAACCAUGUUCCAAGUGUUCGCCGGCUUCAUGCAAGCAUUCCAUGUGACCACUGCCGAUGGAAAACCUCUCCUCAAACCUGCCCGCAGGAUACAGGGCAUCAUCACCACCAUCCCCGAGUUCUGGGUCAAAGUCAACGUCAGAAAAUGAAUGCAGCCUCUUUUGUUGAAUGGAAAAUGUGUUUGAUCUCUUUUUUUACCAGCUGCAACUUAGUCUAUGCUUCUAUUAAAAAAAAUCUUAAGUGACACGUAAAUGUAUAGUAUGUAUACGAAUGGGCUUGUAGCCAUUUACAUUUUAAGAUAUUAGUGAUUAUUUGCGUGGGCUUGAUACAAGAUUAAUUCUGUAUUGUUAAAUUAUGCGUAUCGUGGAUAUAUUUUUGACAAAAUGACAUUGAUAUGGCCUCUGUAGUUUACCUUGACAGGGCGACCCAUUCAGAGGCGCAACUAGAUUUCUUUAAGCAUUAUUUUUUGCCUUGCAUGGAGAGAUAAUAUUUAAUCUUUGCAUGUGACACGUAAAAUUUAGUACUUAGUUCUAAAGUCAGAGAACCUGAAUGUUUAAUGAUCUUCUGUUUGAACAUGUAGCCGUGUGCCACAUAAGUUUAAAGGUUAAUUACUUUGCGUGCUUGUCUCACUAAACGACCAUUAUUUGACUACAAGUAUCUUACAUUGGUAAAAACGUAGCCUAUUAGAACUUUUGCAAAAACCAAGGACGAGUUGGCUACUUUUUAUUAGGUAUACAAUUUACAUUUUUUGCCUGGUUAUGUCAUCAAAUCGGUGAAGGGUGGUUUUAUAUUACUCCCAGAAUUACUUGAUAUCGCCAAGGACAGGUAUGCAAUCAUUCAGUGUCGUGAAAACGACGAAACACCUAACGAUUUACGACAGUUGAAAAUUCAAUAAAUUAUUUUGUUGCAAACAUAGUGAAGAAAGAUGGCUGUUAACAUAAUGAAUUGGUCAUAAACAUGCAUCGUUAGUUGCGAAGAAAACUGUUAUUUGCAAGAAGGGUAACCGAGGUACAGAGUAGUGAACUAGUCUCGCCAAUAAUUGGGAUAAUUGUCAAUAACUCAAUAAAAUCCAUCGAAUAGGAUGUAUUGUCUCAAUUUUUCUGUGUAGCAGUUGAAAUUAGCAAAGAUUUUAGGCACGAAGUUUUAGGAAGGUUUAGAAAAUACGUGUCCGAGCAAAGUCAGACGAAUGGUUUCUCUACUGACAAGCAAAUAUUUCAAUAGCCUUAUUGUUUCUGUUCAACUGUAUGCAUUUCCUCCAUAAAGCUACCUAUCUUUGUAUUACGAGAUACACAAAGGCCACUAUGUAAACAUGUUUGGAUAAAAUGGUCAACGUCCAUACUUUGUUUAUAUUUACCUACUUAUAUAUGACACAUGGACUUAAACGUCACGUUCUCGUCAAUGUCAGAACCAUGUUCUUAUUUUAAAUUAUGUUUUAUUGUUUAAUUUUAUAAAGUACCUAUUUUGUUGUUUUCCUCGUAUCAAGCCACCAGAUUUUGCAUUUAGAAUUUAAUGAUGAUAUUAAUAGAAAUAUGUUUAAAAUAUUGACGCUCAGUCUCUUAAAAUAAGUAAUUUAGCUAUUUUUGCUUCGCUAAUUGCACAAAACCUGCUUUUAGUUUUGUAGCUAGUAAAUAAGCAAACAAUUACUGUGUAUUUACCUUAAAAUAAAAGAUACAUAAUUAUU